This is a messenger RNA of Phytomonas sp. EM1, 8202 nucleotides long. The record is from the annotation of a GenBank genome assembly. Lineage: Eukaryota; Euglenozoa; Kinetoplastea; Trypanosomatida; Trypanosomatidae.
AUGGAUUUUCAACAAAUAAAUCGUGCGUUGCACAGUUUAUCCACCAUAACUCUGGCAACACAGGUACUGUUCCACUAUGACAAUCCUCUCACGGAACGAGAAGCCGCUCAGCUUGCAGAAUUUCAAAGAUCCCGUCUCGAGCAGUUGGAAGCCGGACUUAUUGUAGGUGAAAUCCCUGAUGAAAUGCAGCAGCUUGCGUCACGUCCUUUGCAUGGGGUGCAUCCACUUCUGGUUGUUCAGUGUGUGAUGGCGGCUUCGCGAUUGCCUCACUUACCCAAUACCCGGCAGCGUGUGCUCCAAACGAAGCUUUUGCCAUAUGUGGCCGCCAGAACACCACUGGGUAUUGACGAAUGGUGUGCAGCAUUGCAUGCGUCAACUCAUUUACCAAUCCAGAGCUCGACUGCGAGCUUACAGUGUGUAGAGAAACUCAUUUCCCUAUCUGCGCCUGUGAUUUUCCCGUGCCCAAGCACUCCCGGUGCGAAUGAUGUGGACUUAUCAACGUGUGCGGCGGAUGCCGAAGGUGUGAAGGCAUCCGGGCAGGGGGUUGUGUCGCAUAAGCCAAGCAAUAUGGCAUGCCCGAAGCUGAAGUCUUACACCGUGUCCGAAGCUAAGCUGCUGCUACUAAAGGUACUUCCGAUAGUAGCACGGCAGUGCGUCUUAUCCAACACUCGACGGGUUCGUCAUGUGGACAAUGAUGACCUAAAAAAUUGUAUCGAGGAAAAAUUUGCUAAAGCGGACCGUCCGCACAGCAAGAUAAUUAAGCGACUGCGCCGCGUCCUACGAGAGGUAAUUUUUGGCUUGGAUCAUAAUGAAGAGGUGUACGAUCGCAUGCGCGAGGAGACUAAUACGUUAAUAAUGAGCCUCCCUCCUCAAGAUGCGGUUGUGAUUGCUUUUCUCCUAGGCGAUGGCACUGAUCAAGAAUUGAGGCAGGAAAAAGCCCUGCAGAGGCAUGAGGAGGAGGGUGAGGGCAAGAGCUCGAGUCUAUAUGGCCGCGAAAGACAUCCACUUUUCUCACUAGCCGUGUCUAAAGACCAACUGAGCAGCACUAUCAAGUCACAUCCCGGAAUGCUUGCGCUUUUCACAGAUACUAAGGCCGGUGCUCGCUACAAGUUGGGUCAGCUUUUCCUUUCAAAACCCGAAGAAAUUUUUCAGUUUUGUCUCUACAACAUGCGCUUGAACGGAUCUACGGUGUUGGCGUUUGAAGAUUACGUGUCGGUUCUAGAAAACGCAGCACCAUCACACAUUCUGGGUGACUGUUUCAUUUCAAGAGGCGAGGACUCCAUUAUGAUGCUUUUCACACCUUUCAUAAACAAUAUUAAGAUACUAACGGAGGAGGUUGCCUCUAGAGUGAGCCGGAAGUAUGUAAAUCUCUUCAUCCAAGCUGAGUGUCGACCGCGAGAGUGCGAAGAAGCGGAUGGGAUCAACCGUGCACUCUCAUUACGCCAGGGUCUAUUGCAAGCCUGUGUAACUAUGAUAUCGAACCGCUGCCGCGCCCCCCCUGAAAAGGCCUCAAUCAUGCGUCUCGUCGCGGAUAUAUUUCAGGCCCUUCUGUCCGACGGUAGUCAGCCCUCCGUAAACGAGUUGAACACAACAGAUCUAGCUGCGGUGUUGGAUCGCGAAAUGACCAUACCUGCAGUGGAGUCCCUUCAACAAGCGAUUCGCCUUGUGGUCCUUUUCAGAGUUGAAGGUGCUGUGCAAAAUGGCCUGACAGCGGCUCUGAAGACGGCCAAGAGAGAUGAAGCUGUGCGACGAACGCUUUUAGUGCAUCUUGCGCCAGGACAAAUUCCACAGAACAUAAAAGAUGAGCUUGUUCAGCAGUUACUAAAAGACUGCUCGGAGGCAGAGGUGUUGCGUCCGGACGCAUAUUUGGCCCUAUAUUUUGUCUACGAGUCGAACCCUGAUGUUGUGGCUCGUCUCUGUCCACUGCUCUCGACCGCAGACGUGCUUAAUCAACUCGGUGGCAACAUUUACGAGCUACGGCGAAUGACAACGGUAGCGAUUGCUCUUGCUCGUGUUGGUCAUUUCAACCCUUUCGCGAUGCUGCUUACCCACCACCGCGGCCAGAUCCGGUGUCCACUCAUGGAUUACAUCCAUAGCAUUGCUAAUGACACACGCUCGGUUGCUACCCUCUGGGAACAUAUCACGCAGACGGUCUUUGGGCUGGACGAGGAAGCUAAGCCAAGGAUUUUGUCCUCCACAGCUCACAACGCCGUCCUGCCAGUUGCCUCUGCUCUUCUACGACACGCGGCCAAGAUCCCCAUCACGACUGUCUUGACAGAAGUACUUCUUUGCUGUGGUCACGACAAUGUUCAAGGCGAGGAUACAUUCUUUUACCUCCCAAGUGACGCCAGCAUCAAUCGGCAUGACAAAAAAUACAAGUGCGUCCGCUGUGAGACAUUCGAGGGUAUUUUCUCAGCCGAACGGGUCACGCUCCUGCAACAGCACGGCAAGGCGAUUUGCGCCUCGUUACUUAAUAAGAUGCUUACGGCACCGGAGUACAUGGCUCAGGCUGCCUGCCGCGGGAUGGUGCUACUGCUCACCCAGAUAAAGUUUAGUUCCUCUGAAGACAUCUUUGAGGCCCUGUUGCAGCAGUUGAGGGACUCGUCUGAUUACUUCAUAGGCCUAAGCGAUAUGGACGCCGCGAUUGCAUCGGAAUCCUCGAAUGAGAUGCAUCAAUUCGAAGAUGCUUACCUGCGGUCACAGCAGUUGUUAAAGAGCUACCCAGAUCGACCACCAAAGGGUAUGACGGAGGACGACUUCUUGUAUAUGAAGAGAAAGGACGCAAUCGCACUCGAGAAGGGGCGCGAGGUCUUUCGUAUGGAGAUAACGAAACGGACAAAGCACAUCUUGGGCACGGUGCGACAGCACAAGCACAUUUUUCUCACAGUUCGCCUGAUGGGCAUCACCAGCAAGUUUGACCAGCUAGCAAUUGCCAGCUUCUAUCCGUUUCUUCAGCAGACACUCAAUCAGGGACCUGAGAAGAUACCGGCGAUACUGAGUACCUUAGCGUUGGACGCCAUCGUGGCGUUGCUUCGUGGCACGCCGCUGCGCUACCUGGUGCGGGGUAUGGCCACCAUUGUGGCGCGUCUGAGCAAGGAAGAGACGCUUUCGGCGGGCGACGUCGCGCAGGUCUCGACGGUAGCUCAUAGCUUGCGUCAGGCCGUAACGCAGAUGCUGCCCGCACCGGUCUUUGUCGUUCUUGUGGCCUUUUCGAGGGUUGCGUUCAGGGCGGGGCGUGGGAGCAAUGCCAUCUCGACCACUAUCCCCGUCGCGACGCAGCACCAAAUAUUGGGUCUACUUCUGCAAAAUAUCGGCCAAAGUGAUCUCCCUAUCCCGACUGAGGCGAUGGAGCUCCUGAGCAUGAUCUUACGCUCCUUUCCUUCCCUCUACAAGAGCGUGCAGCAGGGUAUUUACACCCUUAUGGGAAUGAUCCCUACAUCCCACCUAUCAACCAUCGAAUCGGCGAUGUUCAACAGCACAGACGCCGUCCGUGAGGUGACGGCUGCGGCGCUUCAUCGUUUUGCGCACUUCGGUUCCUGCCGCCGGGCGCUUGUAAUGGCCGCGGUGUUCGUGAAAGACCCGUCUGCUAACGUGUCCAGGUACGUUUCGGCUAUCGUUGAGGAUAGUCGGUAUGGUUGGAGUUUGCAAGCAUCCGAUUGGAAGGAUUUACUUUAUUUCCUUGCCACUUACGGGCAACAGCAGUUCAAUGCGGGGCGAGUCGCGCUCACCAUGAAACUCCUUUUUUCUGAUGCGAGCGAGGAGCAGCAGAGUGGAUGGAUCGAUGACAUUGUCAGUGUCGGCGGGCUCGCGAGUGUUGUGGCCAUGCAACUGCUUUCAUCGACCUACCAGGGCGAGGUUUCGGCCAAGGUGAUGGAUUACCUAUGCUCUCUGAUUGAACACGUCGGUACGAAAGAAUACCUCAUGAAGGCGGUCGUCACGGCAGGGCGUGUUGUGCUCAAGGAUAUGAGCUUAGAUACUCUGAAGAAGAUUGCUUCAAGCCUCCAGAUGCGACUGGCAAAACCACCCAAGGAUUCUACUUCCACCCACAAGGAGCAGUACCUAGCGACAUCGACGAUCUGGCUCACCAUCAUCAGCUGCCAGCUUCAGGAAGUGAGUCUCCUGGAGUCUAUUAUUGAGCAGCAAAGCCGUGUGUUGAAUAAUUCUAAUUCGAUGAUGGUACAUCGCUGCGUGUGUGAGUGCAUGAUUGAGAUUACCAAAAACGAGAUGGUGCAGAGUUCUGUUAAGGUCGACGAAUUUGUUGAGAAAUGCAUAAAACAAACGAUUCAUUCAGGUUCGUACAUUAAGAAGAAGGCGCACGCAUGGGGCCUAGUCGGCAUCCUGCAUGGGCUUGGUCUGCUUUCACUUCGACGCUACCGCAUUAUUGAAAUUAUCCAAACUGCUUUGCACGAGAAGGAAAACGAAAAGUCCGGUGCGAUGGUGCUACUGGAGGUGCUCUGUGAGGUGAUGGGUACGAUUUUUGAGCCGUAUUCACUCGCCCUUUCUGAGGGGUUCUUGAAUUGUGUGGCGGACCCGGACCCUAAGAUAUCAGAGUGCGCUGGCGAUGCAGCUCGUGUGUUCAUGAGCAACCUCUCUGUUAUUGGUCUACGACAGCUCAUUCCUAAGUUGGUUGAGGGCCUUUCUUCGAAGCAGGCAAAGCAACGUGUGGCACCGCUGAACUUUAUCGGUUACGUUGCCUUUUGUUCUCCCAAGCAGCUGGCGGCGGCGCUACCGGAGAUCAUGAAACCCGUGCUGGCAUGCCUUUUUGAUGUCAACAGCUUUGUUUCUACCGCAGCUUACAAUGCACUGCGUCGUGUGGCCGGGGUCGUGUCGAACCCAGAGAUUCAGGAGCACGUGGACCUUAUCCUUCGCGCGAUGCGAUCGCCCAGCACAGACACCGAGAGCGCCUUGGACGCCCUGCUUUAUACGCGUUUUGUCAAUGCGGUUGACCCUGCAUCACUUGCAUUGAUAAUCUUCGUGCUGUAUCGUGGUUUGGGCGCACAAAUGCCCCACACAAGGCCGAAAGCUGCACAGAUCGUUGCUUCUAUGGUGAGUCUCGUCAAUGACCCCAAGACACUGCUCCCGUAUUCGGAGGAGUUAGUGCAUCUUCUGGAGGAAGCUGCGAUGGAUCCGCAGGCGGAGGCGCGCACAACCAGCGCUAAAGCGAUUGGCGCGCUUGCGUCUGCUGUUGGUGGACCGCUCGUCGACGAGGUCAUGAAUUGGUGCUUCGCUACGAUGCAGAAGAUUCACUCAAGCGCGAUCGAGAAGGCUGGUGCUGCGCAGGCCUUUGUGGAGCUGGUCAACGCAUGUGGGGACUCACUUCUCGAGUCGUGUUUCGCGACGAUUGAGGCCGGCAUGACGGAUGAGAAGCCGCCUGUUCGUGAGGGGUUCCUGUAUAUCAUGAUCUACGCCCCGUCUACCCUGAGCAGCGAAACCUUUCAAACCUUGCUACCACUGGCGUUCCCGUGGGUCCUGGAGGGGCUGUCGCAUUUCUCGGACAAGGUGCGCGAUGUAGCCCUUGUGGCCGGCGACAGCAUUAUCUCCUUGUACGGCACGCGAAAUCUUAGCCUGGUGUUGGAACCUCUACUGCGGGGCGUCUCCAGCGAGGUCACGACGCUGCGCCAAAGCUCGCUCCUGCUUUCCUCGAAGUUGCUGCUGCAUCUUGUCGCGCACAUCAAGAAGAAGACGCGCAUCCAGGCUGCGCUAGAUCAGGCCACAAGCGACCAGGAUCGGGAGCAGCUCAUGCAAGCCGCUCAGCUCAACCCUGAUCAGGGGCCGACACAGCAAUCAGGCUCCGCUGCGGGACCGGCGGGUGACGAAAACGGCACCGAUGCCGAAGGGAACUCGACGAUUCUUACGAUGGAAGCUGCCCGAGAAGUCGAAAAACGCGGUGUUUCCAUUCUUGGUACUCUUGAAUGGAUGCUGGGCACCGAUUCAUUUGUGCGAUUGCUCUCGGCGAUCUACUGUGGGCGUCACGAGCAUAGCGUUAAUGUGCGCAAUGACACCAACAUGGCUUGGCAGGCCUGCGUUGCUAGCAUUCGGGCUGCCGUCAACAAGAUUUUUGACGGCCUAGUGUGCUUGUUGGUACACCUGGGCUCAUCUUGUAACCCGGAUUGUGAGGAGGUCGCGGCCAAAACGAUCGAGUUCAGCAGUCGAAUGCAGGAAACGAUUGACAAGUUUGUGGUCUCCUUCUGCGAUACUUAUAAGGAGGGCUCGCAUCGUGCCAAGCUGGGAUCACUAAACGGCUUGGCAACCAUCGUGCAGUUUGCAGAUUCCAAGAGGCUUAUGGGCUUAGGCGGUCAAAUCAUCGGUUGCGUGCUGCCAGGGAUGCAGGAUAAAGAUGAAGCGGUGCAGGAAGCAGCGCGCAGAGUGUUUGCCCGUGUGACGAAGAUUGUGGGCCCAAGACUAAUUGAGAAUGCGGUCGAAGCCCAACUUAGCACUAGCGUGCGCGGCGUCGUGGAGGUGGUGAAGGUGAAACCGAAGAUCGCCUUGACCCUCGUGUUUAAAUACUUGAACUCGCAACAACAAUUCACAGAGACGCACCUCGAGCUGGUUCAGGCCAUCAUUGAGGUCGAAGAAGCUAGUGAGGAAAUCCGAAAGUACUACGAUGAUGUCAGCCGCUUGCUCUUGGAAUUUUUGGUACAGGGUGUCCGCUCUGCUAAGGAUGUGAUGAUUCAGUUUAUUGAGAUUCUGCCGCGUGAGUUUGAAGGUUUGCCUAUCGAUUAUAUUCAAAAGGCAUUGCGGGUUCCUCAACGUCGUCAUGGUGCUCUGCUUGCGGCGGAGGCCUUUGGUCUAGGGACGCAUAUUGAUAACACAGAUGGAAUUUCUGCCGUAUUGCUUGCUGUAAUUGAUGCAUGCGGCGAUGAGGAUGAGGAGAUUCGUCACGACGCGGUGCGUAUGCUACCAAAGAUCAUCUCUUCUCUUGAGCGGCGCAUCAUUAAUGAGCUAAGUGAGGAGGAGCAGCAGGACGUGACUGCAAGCAAGCGCGCCUCUGGCCGUUACCUGCUUAAUUACCUAGAAAUAUUCUGCAGCACUGUCUCUGCGGUCGCCCGUGCAUCUAUGUCUGAGACCCAUCGAGAAUUCUCGGCCCUUGGUGAAGGCGAGCCUCGUCUCUUCGAUGUAUUAAUGUCAUUUUACAACCGUGGCCUUGAUUAUGGCACACCACAGCAGAAAGUGGAAGCGGUUGAAGGGAUCCAGGACCUGCUGGCCUUCGCGCCACGUGCUAUUAGUGCUGCUGCGGCUAACACUGUUUCUGGGCGUUGCUCAAAGGUUCUUUUCACACGCAACGAAGGUGCCGUGGUGUUGGCGCUGGUGCAGCUAUGCUUGCAGCUCAUGAGCUACCCAGCCAGCGGGAAGGAGAAGCUUGUGGAAGGGACCAUGGCUCUGGCGAUGUUCAAUGCUGCCCUAUGCGACUCGGGUGAAGCCCGCACGCUAACUCUAUACGUUGUCAUUGAGCUUUUGUCGCGCUCCGAAAAGUAUGCGGAUUUGAUUCUCGGCACCGUCGUCACGAAGAAGUCGGCUGUGGACACGCCGAUGCUGCGCACGGUGAUGUGCCGUUUUAUAUCCACUGUUAUUCGUUAUUCUAACUUCACAAAGGCGUUUCCUCAUAUCGCCAAGCUCAUGGAUGUUGUGCGUCCACUAUGGGACCACGCUGAAACACCCGCAGUAGCAGCGGCCGCUGGUGUCGCUGUCGGUGCACUCUGCAAGUCCGCCACCAUCACAGACGACGUCCUUAGCGAUAUCAAAGAGAUCACGCUGGAGACGACCUCCGCCAAGGGUGUUCAGGCGCUAGCGGGCUUCGCACUCGUGUAUUCCCUCAUUUCCUGCGCUCCGGAUCGCACGGACCAGUCCUUCCUCGAUGCCGCCGCGGAGCACCUUUCCAUGGCUGCAGGAGGCGUGGGAUCUGGAAGCAAGCUCAUGACGCUCUGGGUGUUGCGCGCGGCCGGCGCCAUUGCCACUACCGGCUCUGUCGCGGAGGACGUCUUCCGGGUUGACGCCUACGUCCCCUUCUUUAGACGGGUAUCCCAGAAUGACGAGGUCAUGAUGAGCACGGCGCAGUACUUCCACGAUGCGGUGUCCGCGGUUUAUCCAGCGAAGGCAGCGUUGCUCGCCGGGAUGCAUCAUGAGCGAAGCCGCCAGUGGAAUCGGGUUGGCCAAUUUGAUGCGGACCUGGAUGAUGAGCUGGAGGCGGACAGCGUUUACUAG